CCUUCCGAGCGACGCCAAUGGAUUCCCGGAGCGAAGCAGUCGGCAGUCGCACGUGAUGGGCCUGGCCGAGGAGGAGUAUGCGGCUGCUUCACGUAGCUUCUCCCGCGCCGUGUCCAUGGGGGAGACGCCGGAUUCCUCAUCUUGCCUCCCGCGGAAGCAUCCUUUCCCUUCCGCCUGGCACGCCCACCAGGCGUUCGACGUAAUGCCACGCCCGGCCGGGAGACCCAGCCCCCAUUUUAUAUCUUCCAAGUCCAGGACGGAGGGGGACUCCUGGUUUAUUGGUGAAAUAAUUGGCAGCACCCCCGAGCUUCAACCUUAGGGUUCAAUACCAGUGUGUCAGAACUAAUUUACCAAGUUUCCACUUGAAGCUUACUGGCACAUCCUGCAAGUGGAUAACAAAAACAGCUCCAUAUCAAAGAUGAGCUUCAGAUCUAUUGAGCAAUUACUUAGAAGGAACAGCAAGAUCAAAAUUUCUCAGAGUAUUGCCAAUGGUAUUCAUGACCAGAAAGAAGAGCAGUCUGUGCAAGCCUUGAGGGACUCACUUCGUGCGAGCAACCAGCUCCCAGAGAAGUUUGAUGACCACCAUGUCCUACUACGCUUUCUGAGAAUGCGAGGAUUCAACAUAAUAAAGGCAAAAGAGAUGUUCUUGAAUAUGCUGAAAUGGCGUGAGGAUUGUGCUGUUGAUACCAUUGCAAAGGAUUUUAAAUUUGAGGAAUUUGACGCAUUAAAACGAUGCUAUCCUCAUGGAUUUCAUGGAGUUGACAGAUUUGGAAGGCCACUAUACAUUGAACGGAUUGGGUCAGUGGAUCUCAGUAAGCUCAUGCAAGUGACAAGUAUUGAUCGAUAUAUAAAAUAUCAUAUAUCAGAACAGGAGAAAACUUUAUCUUUGAGAUAUCCUGCAUGUUCUCUUGCCACAAAGAAGCACAUAUCGUCUACAACAGCCAUAUUAGAUGUGAAAGGAUUGGGCAUGAACAAUUUUUCAAAAGCUGCACGAGAGAUGUUCAUUGAAAUUCAGAAGAUUGACAGCAAUUACUAUCCAGAGACAUUACAUCAACUUUACAUAAUCAACGCUGGUUCUGGAUUUAGAGCAUUGUGGAAAGUACUAAAAGCAUUUAUGGAGGCAAGAACUUUAAAAAAGAUUCAGGUUUUGGGGACCAAUUACCUUAGCACCGUACUAGAAGCUGUUGAGCCAAGCAAUUUACCUGAAUUUUUGGGUGGAACAUGUACUUGCUCUGCAACUGGAGGGUGCUUGCUCCAAGAUAAAGGACCUUGGACUGAUGCUGGGAUUAUCCGUGCUUCUAAGGAGCCUUCAGCAAGACAUGUAGAUUCCACGUGUGGUAGGAAACGUACUCUUGGCAUGUUGUUUUUAGAGGAUAAUCAGGUUGGUAAUCAGAUGAGUGAAAAUAUUCAUCAGAAACAAGCCAAUGGACAGGUCUCAGGGAAGAUACAAGAACUUGAAGACUGUGCUGCUCAGACCAAGGAGACCCUAGAGACACUAAUAUGUAAGCAGAAAGAACUUGCAACCCACAUUGAACAGUUGAGGGAACUCCUACGGGAUGAUGUCCUGGCAGAGAAGAAGACAAGUAGUCAAACCUUGAAGUGAGAAGGAAAAAUAAGUCAUCACUGCAUUGCAGUGAAGAAAUUGGCGGCAUAUAUAGAUGGUUUCGAAUAAUGAUUCUAUAACCGCCAUCAGCCUGUAGGAAUCCUACCAUGCAUGUCGACUUCAAAAUGCGGUUUUAUUUCUAGUGCACACGAUGUCUACUACUGCUCUACCUUGGUCCUUGCAAGAAAAGUGGCAUGUCAUGUUACUCAUGUAAUUUACCUUCCUUUAAUCAUCAUGAAUAAAGUUAUCGUCUCUUAUAUUA
Messenger RNA from Hordeum vulgare subsp. vulgare (domesticated barley), 1865 nucleotides. RefSeq names its product phosphatidylinositol/phosphatidylcholine transfer protein SFH11. The record is from RefSeq and is a predicted model, not a curated record. Lineage: Eukaryota; Viridiplantae; Streptophyta; Magnoliopsida; Poales; Poaceae. The coding region runs from base 419 to 1603 and encodes 394 amino acids. The transcript has 12 exons.